AGUCUUUAUUUAAGCCCAGCGUCGAAACUUGUCGAUCAUAAGUUGUAGUAGCAGUGCUGCAGUUCAUCCCCAGUCAGGAAUCUUCAGAAGUCAGUGUCUGUACAGACAGCAGCUUCACAGAGACUAGGAUGGACCUUCUGUCCUUCGUCGACCUGCCCACAUGCCUUGUUCUGGUCCUGACCACAGGCAUCUUGUUCUAUCUUUACGGAAUAUGGCCCUUCGGAGUGUGGAAGUCACUGGGUAUGGAUGGACCGAAGCCUUCUCCUUUCAUUGGCAACUUUUAUCAGCUGGUCAAAGAGGGAAUGGAACCAUUUAUUGAAAAAAGAUCAAAGAAAUAUGGUCGCACGUUUGGCAUCUAUUACGGACGUGAUCCGAUGCUGGUGACCACGGACCUUGACAUUCUAAAGGAAGUUCUUGUGAAAAAUUUUAAUCAGUUUACAAACCGUUUUGAGAAACUGGAGAUUUUUCCAGAAGAAGUUGGGUCGAUGUUGCCCUUUACUACCGGAGCACAAUGGAAAAGAAUUCGACACAUACUCACACCUACCUUUAGCACGGGAAAGUUAAAGCAGAUGGAACACCAUAUUCAGCGCUGCAGCACACAGCUCACAAAAAACAUUGAGGAGGCUGUGCGGAAAGGUGAAAAGAUUGAAGUUAAAAGAUUUUUCGGGGCAUACACCAUGGAUGUGAUCGCGGGAACUGCGUUCGGAUUAGAAGUGAAUUCUCAGAAAGACCUCGACCAUCCAUUUGUCAGAAAUGCGGCAUCUGCUGCUGUAGACCUCUCAAGUCAAGGGUCAUUAUUAGUCCUACUUGCAAAGGCUUUUCCAUUUCUAACACCGUUGAUAAAAUUUCUGAUUAAAAACGUCUUCCACCCUAGAGGAGUGAAGUCAUUCAUUGGAAACAUUCGCCAUAUCAUAAAAGAAAGAAAACUGGAGGGAACUGCAAAUAGAAAGCCGGACUUGCUUCAAUUAAUCCUGAGCUGUGAGAGUAAUGAAACAGAUCGAAUGAAUGUUUUAUCCAGAGUUGAGGUCGUCGCCCAGGCUCUGACUUUCUUUGGCGCUGGGUACGAAACAACAGCCUCCACCCUGCAGUUCAUGGCGCACAGCCUGGCGCUGCACCCGGAGGUACAGGAGAAGAUUGUGUGUGAAAUCAAGGAACAGCUUGGCGAUGAGAUACCUACCUACGAAGGCGUUUCCAAGCUGAAAUAUCUGGAUGGAGCCAUUCACGAGACACUGCGGAUGUAUCCUCCAUCCAUCGCAGGAAACAGAAUGGCAUCUGAAGAGGUCACCAUUAAAGGCGUUACAAUCCCUAAGGGAGCUGGAGUUAUGAUUCCUAUCGGCAAUGUGAUGAAAGACCCGGAGUACUUUCCUGAACCUGACAAGUUCAUACCUGAACGGUUUUCCGAGGGCAGCAUUGAUCCCAUCUCCUUCCUAGCAUUUGGGUUUGGUCCUCGUCUGUGUAUUGGCAUGCGUCUGGCUCUGCUUGAGAUGAAGAUGGCCAUGGUUCACGUGCUGAGGAGAAUCAAGUUUAUGAAGACGGAUGAUCUACAGGAAACUCUGAAGAUCCAGACUGGUACACGUCUUAGAUUUCCAGACCAAGCCAUUGUCAUCAAAGCUGUGAUGCGAGACAACUGCUAAAUGUUAGAAUAGAACUAUGGGGCCUCACCAGGCAAACAUGAUUGCAUCGGACAUCACGGGGCGAAGCAUUUCCACAAGUCAUUAUUCCUAUCCCGUGAUGGGGUACUUACAGUCAGGAAUACCAAUCAUUAUUGAAAGACUCCGACAUAUCUUACAUUACAAAUAUUAUUUGAGUUACGGAGUGAAAAAAUAAAAUAUCACAUUGUCUUUCAUUCCUGUCGUCACCCUGGUCUUAAGACUAUACCCAGAAAUGUAAGGAUAAUCUUGUCUCCUUUGUGGACAGGCCAAUAAUCGUUUAUAUUGACUCUUGGCAUUUACCUUUCUUCUCUAACCUACCUAUUUGCGCGUUUGUACUAAUCAAUUAAAACGCUAGUUAUCAAGAUAAUGGCGGUUUAUAGAGCUUAAAUACUUUCAGUAGCAAAACAGUUAUUAUGCUCAUGGUCAUUAUUAUCGUCAAUUAUUUUGCCCUGGUUGGCCAUUAGAGCACUUGAUAUUACCACCAACUUUCUCGAUUCUUUGCCAUUGUCUGAGAUGCGCCGAAUGUAAGGACAGUCGGGUCUUGGAUGUCUGUCCCUUUGUCUUCCUUUAUCCUCUCAUCCGUUUACAUGAUUUUUGUACCACAAGUCUUUUCACUAGGGAUGGAGAAUUUUUCCUUGAUUCUCUGUUGUAUAUCUUUGCUGUUGGUUCGGUCUUUGUUGUGAUAUUUUUCAGAGCAGACGUAAAGAAUAGUUUUGCGCAAAAAUGACAGAUAAUCAGAGUUUUCGGUUUUUGCCCUUCACCUUAAUGCGCUUAACCCAUUGCAGCCUAGAAUUUCCAUUAUACCUUUGAAUCAUAUUUCAAAUUAUGACUGUAUUAAAAAAAGUAGAUUUGAUUGUUCAUUGUUCUGUUAUUGAUUCAUGUUAUAUUCAUUUCACUCUCUAUCUCUGUAUCUCUGCGAUUAAUGGUUUAAAUUAAUGUAUUCUUUCUAGACAUUAUAUACUUUGUUAUCCUUAACAAGAGGAGAGUUUGUAAAGAGUUGUCAUGUUAGUUAAGAUUUUACAACUUUCUAUAAUGGGAAUGACCUUUACAUUAUACGUGUGAAUAAACAGAACAUUAAGCUGA
Pomacea canaliculata is the source of this 2735-nucleotide messenger RNA. RefSeq names its product cytochrome P450 3A24-like. NCBI's taxonomy places the organism in Eukaryota, Metazoa, Mollusca, Gastropoda, Architaenioglossa, Ampullariidae. Bases 129 to 1634 code for a protein of 501 amino acids. The transcript has 14 exons. The record is from RefSeq and is a predicted model, not a curated record. Gene Ontology annotation, molecular function: oxidoreductase activity, acting on paired donors, with incorporation or reduction of molecular oxygen; iron ion binding; steroid hydroxylase activity.